GUACAAGAUGAUCUCGGAAUUCACUUGGCCAAACCAUGACCUCCCUUCAGACAAAGAUGCUGUGAAGAAGCUCAUAGAGUGUCAUGGAUUUCAGCACGAUGUUGCUUAUGGCAAGACCAAGAUUUUCAUCCGUACACCUCGAACUCUCUUCACCUUGGAGGAUCUGCAUGCCAAGAUGCUUGUGAGGAUUGUCCUCUUCCUACAGAAGGUUUGGAGGGGCACUUUGGCUCGCCUUCGCUAUAAGAGGACAAAAGCUGCCCUCACGAUACUCAAGUAUUACCGCCGCUACAAAGUGAAGGCCUACAUCCAUGAGGUUGCCCGACGCUUUCACAAUGUGAGGCUAAUGAAGGAUUAUGGCAAGCACGUGCAAUGGCCCACUCCUCCAAAAGUGCUGCGCCGGUUUGAAGAGGCACUCCAGACCAUUUACCACAGGUGGAGAGCAGGUGAACUCCUCCGGAGCGUCCCACCAGAAGUCCUACCUCAACUGAGGGCCAAGGUUGCUGCCAUGGAAGUGCUGAAGGGUCACAGAGCUGAUAUUGGCCUACAAAGAGCAUGGGAGGGGAAUUACAUCACCCUGAAACCAGAUAACCCUCAGACCACGGGCUCUUUCGUCCCUGUUGCCAAUGAGCUGAAACGGAAAGACAAGUACAUGAACGUUCUCUUCUCCUGUCACGUCCGCAAGGUAACCAGCAUGUGCAUGGUCUGCAGACACACGGGCUGGGUGGGGAAACUUCUUGUGGUCAAGGUGAAACCUUGGGAAGCCAAAGGCGAGGAGGUCAAUCGCUUUAAUAAGGUGGAGGACAGAGCAAUCUUCAUCACUGAUCGACACCUGUAUAAGAUGGACCCUAUGAAGCAGUACAAAGUGAUGAAGACCAUCCCCCUCUAUAAUUUGAUAGGAUUGAGUGUCUCUAAUGGAAAGGACCAGCUGGUGGUCUUCCACAUGAAAGACAACAAGGAUCUCAUUGUCUGUCUCUUCAGUAAAGAGCCCUCUAACGACAGCAGGAUUGGAGAGCUGGUGGGAGUCCUGGCACAUCACUUCAAGAG
Messenger RNA from Cariama cristata (Red-legged seriema), 1044 nucleotides. Its product is annotated as unconventional myosin-Id-like. Gene Ontology annotation, molecular function: microfilament motor activity; actin filament binding; ATP binding. The record is from RefSeq and is a predicted model, not a curated record. Gene Ontology annotation, biological process: actin filament organization; vesicle transport along actin filament. Lineage: Eukaryota; Metazoa; Chordata; Aves; Cariamiformes; Cariamidae. The annotation marks the transcript as partial. The transcript has 6 exons. Gene Ontology annotation, cellular component: vesicle; cytoplasm; microvillus.